AGACUUUCAAUAAAACGACCAACGUCCCCUCCCCAGAAAAAAGCAACAGUAGAAUCUGAAAAUCCAUCACAGACAAACCCGACACCAUGUCCCGCAACGUCGUGAUAACCGCAAUUGGCAGCCACACGGGCGCCCAAAUCGCCAAACUCCUCCUAACGGACGGCCAUUUCAAGCGCAAAAUCUCCAGCGUCACCGGCCUGACGCUGUACCCCGACCUCGACACCGUAAAGGAAAUCGCCGACCUGGGCGCGAAGAUCGUCGAGCAUAAACCCGGUAAUCUCGACGACGUCGCCGCGACGCUCAAGGACACGGGCGCGGAUGCGAUCCUCCUCUUGCCCCCCGGACAUAAGGAUUCGUAUGAUAUGACGUUGGAACUGAUUGAAGCGACGAAGAAGGCGAAUAUUCCGAAUGUCUGCUUUGUUUCCUGUGCCGGGUGUGAUCUGGCCGAGCGCGAUAGGCAGCCCCUCCUCCGGUCGGUGAUUGACCUUGAGGUCAAGGUGCUGGGGGCCAAAGGGGAUCCGAAUACCGCGACGGGGCAUUCGCCUGUUGUUAUUCGACGAGGCUUCCACGCGGAGAAUCUCCUCUUAUACACCAAGCAGGCGCAGGAGGAGGGGAUUCUGCCGAUUCCCAUUGGGAAGGAUCACAAGUUUGCGCCGAUCUCCAUGGGUGACGUCGCACAAGUCGUCGCGCACGUAUUGAGCGGCCACGGAAAGCACGGGUUCGACGACAAGCAUCGUGGACAGCUUAUGCUUCUGACCGGCCCAAUGCUCGCGACCGGCGACGAACUCGCGACAGCAGCUAGCAAGGGACUCGGCGAGGAGCUGAAAUUCAAGGAUGUCUCCGAAGACGAAGCACGCAACCUCCUCAAAGGCGAAGCCGGGCGCUCCGAGGGCGAAAUCGCCUAUCUCCUCGAGUACUUUUCGCUCGUGCGCGAGGGCAAAACAAACUACAUUUCGACGACGACGUUCCACGACGUUACGGGGAAGCACCCGCAGCAGCCGGAGGACUUCUUCAAGGCGUAUGCGGAGGAGUAUUUUCCGAAGCGGAGUAACAAGAGGAGGAAGGUGGAGAAGAAGUGAUUUAUUUACUGGACAAUCGGAUAUAUGUGAGAGAGUGAAGCAAAAUACUAUUGGCGGAUUUGCUUUGCCUUGCAAGGAAUUCGAGCUAUGCUCGCCGAAUGUAAUCAGGAGCUGACUUGGUCAAUUCUCCGUACUUCAUCUCAGUGUACAGCCCCCAGCCAUCUUAGUCUGUGUAAGGAUAGGUU
Aspergillus calidoustus is the source of this 1264-nucleotide messenger RNA. The record is from the annotation of a GenBank genome assembly. Lineage: Eukaryota; Fungi; Ascomycota; Eurotiomycetes; Eurotiales; Aspergillaceae.